AUGGAACAACAGCUCUCCAAACCAGAAAGCAAAAACAUGGAUGCGUGUCUGAGACGGCUGAAGCAAGAACUGCUGUCGAUGAAAGAAGCCGGAGAUGGCCUCCACGCUCAGAUGAAUUCAAUGAUGGGAGCCCUUCAGGAACUCAAGCUCCUCCAGGUUCAGACCGCGCUAGAAAACCUUGAUAUUUCGGGUCGGCCCAUCAACCGGGGAAUCCCCCAUCCUGCUCCACCUGCGUGUUCUGACGAAUCAGCUGCAGCAGCUUCAGCAUCAAGCACAAAUCACAUGUUGUGCUCAAGCAACACCAUGCCUGAGGAGGCCAGCCCAAGUCCAAGACCAAGUCCAAGGCCAUCUUUGAAGAGCAGAGACACCUUCAGCCGAGAUGACCACAGCCCAUCCCGAAACAGAAGCAGCCUGGGAACCUCAUCUUCCUUGGCAUCUAGCCUAGAGAGCGAGAGUGAGUCAAGUGAGAGAAGUGAAAGAAGCGCAAGAAGCGAGAAUGACCUUGAGUCUAUUCCCAGGAGGUGGUCAGGAUACAUGGCCCCACAAGUGGACUUCUAUGGACCAAUGGUGGGAAAUCCUCCACCAGAGCCCUACCCUCAGCCACAGCCUCCCCGCCGUGCUCAGGUGGUAGACCUCCCUGGGAUCCUGUACAGCCUCUCUCGAGAGGGUCCUUCAUUGGACAGCGACUACUCCCAGGAAAGCACCGACGAUGGUAGUGACUGGACUUCUUCACUCAUGAGCCGUAGCCGCAACCGUCAGCCCUUGGUACUGGGUGACAAUGUCUUUGCCGACCUCGUGGGCAACUGGCUGGACCUACCCGAGGUAGAGAGGGAGGAACUGGAAGAAGAGGAGAAGAGAAAGAGGAGAGAGGAGAGGACAGCAGAAGGUGGAGCAGACAGACCAGACACUCCAGCUCACCCUCUCCGCCUCACCCGCUCACAGGAGAUCUGCAGGAAGUUCUCACUCACCACAAAUAUCUUCAAGAAGUUUCUGCGUAGCGUUCGGCCUGAUAGGGACAAGUUGCUCAAAGAGAGGCCUGGCUGGAUGGCACCUGAGCUGCCGGAGGGCGACCUCUUCAAAAGGCCAAAGAAAAUGGUCCCAAAAAGUUCAAAAGGCAGCUUCUAUCUGCCGUUCUGGGCAAAUGGACAGCAGGGCAAAGGCAGGCCAUGUCCGCAUCUAACUGAAGCAGAGAGGAACCAACACCACUUCAACCAGUUCCACCAGCUUCACCAGCAGCCAUUUGCAGGGAUUUAUUUAGACAGGAGACAGCCAGAGACUGGUCUAGAGAAAAUGCAGCCCUUGUUUGACUACAACACAGCUGUGUGGGUCUGACAGUCAGUUUCAAGCCAACAGACUGCCAGUGAUGCCAGACUGAGUGAGUGACAGGUGCUGGAUUUAGCCUUGCUGGAAGGGAAUGAAUGAAUGAAUGCAUGAGA
Molecule: messenger RNA, 1436 nt
Organism: Scomber japonicus (chub mackerel)
Lineage: Eukaryota; Metazoa; Chordata; Actinopteri; Scombriformes; Scombridae
Gene: inka2
Product: inka box actin regulator 2
Exons: 2
Coding region: 1-1332 (443 amino acids)
Cellular component (GO): nucleus
Molecular function (GO): protein serine/threonine kinase inhibitor activity; protein kinase binding
Source: RefSeq, a predicted model, not a curated record